AUGACCAACCACCAGAUUGAUAUUGCUAUGUAUCCAUUAUGUUUGACUCGCAGAGACUCGGGAGUAGACGUUGAAAGUCGCCAUAGUAAUAUCCAGACAAUGUCACCAACACGCUCACAUUGCCACCCUCACCGAAACCUCCCAAACCUACAGAAGGAUAUCACAUUUAUGACAUUAACAAGUAGAGACAGUAUAUCAAAAAGUAUAUCGUUUCAAACAACACAGCAAGAAGUCAGCAACCUAGAAACCUCCAAAAGAAGCUACGAAGCAACUUUGUCACAAACGCUUGUCUUUCAAGUACCGAAGCGACAAAAAUCAUGUCCAGCAAUUUCUGCCUUGCACACUAACGACUAUGUCAAAUUAAUAUCGACCAACUACCCUGUCCCACCGUAUAAUCAGCUUGCAGUGCAUAAUGUAGAAGCGACUUCGCUUUAUUGCUCACCGCCUCUGGAGACGAAGUCUGCAUGGAUUGAGGGAGAAAGAAAAUCACACAGAUACACACCAAGCAAACGAUUGUUGGCAUUAUUAUGUUCUGACGGCCGCCACCUUCCUCGGCAGCUACUUUUCACGGAAUAUACAGCCAUCUAUCAUUUGCGUAAGGAGGUUAUUCGAUGGAUACAUCAGGUCAAUGCUGGAUUUCUACGCUUUCAUUCAGAAACUAUUUUCAUGGCCAUAAAUUUCUUGGAUCGAUUCAUAGAGAAAUGUAAUUUGCGAUGGAGACAGAGGAUAUAUCACGUUGCACUUGGUUGUGUGUAUAUAGCGGGCAAGUUUAACGAAGAGACCCGAGAGCCAAUGAUCGGCGACAUGGUAGAAUGCGCGAAAUAUGCUACAUCGGCAGAAAAGAUCAAGAAAGUCGAGAAGGAAAUCCUAUCAGUUCUUGGUUGGGAAAUUCGGGUAACAACGCCACAGGCAAUGUUGGACGAACUGCUCUCGUGUUUACCGGAAGCUCGAUCUACUCCAGAGCAAUGUGCGUAUAGUGAUCAAGUAGUGAAGGCAGCACAAUUGUAUCUGGAUAUGGCCAGUUUCGAAUGGGCGUAUCUUCAGUACUCUCCUCUGACGCUUGCUGUCAGCGCUUUCAAGUGUGGGCUGAUACAUUUGGAUUUUGAUGAUUUAAAUGAAACGGUGGAUAUUGCAUGCAGCUUGACUUCUGUGUGUCAGGAUUCAUUAAAAACCUGUGUCCAGAUGAUGCAAAGUCUCUGUCGACGAUAA
This is a messenger RNA of Umbelopsis ramanniana AG, 1209 nucleotides long. RefSeq lists its product as uncharacterized. The record is from RefSeq and is a predicted model, not a curated record. Gene Ontology annotation, cellular component: nucleus; cytoplasm; cyclin-dependent protein kinase holoenzyme complex. Gene Ontology annotation, molecular function: cyclin-dependent protein serine/threonine kinase regulator activity. Gene Ontology annotation, biological process: mitotic cell cycle phase transition; regulation of cyclin-dependent protein serine/threonine kinase activity. Lineage: Eukaryota; Fungi; Mucoromycota; Umbelopsidomycetes; Umbelopsidales; Umbelopsidaceae. Bases 1 to 1209 code for a protein of 402 amino acids. The transcript has 6 exons.